AUGGCGAAAGGUAUCCUAUUUCCCCUCUGGGAAGAGGUCCUUUUAUUUGUUAUUCUUGCCGGAAUCGGUACUAGAAUUAUUUACGCCGUAUUCUUGUCACCCUUAUCCAGCAUCCCAGCAGGUCAUUGGUCCGCGCGCCUUUCGUCCCUGUGGAUUUAUUACGUUCGUUGGUCGCCGCGAGUUUCGGAGAAUGAACGUAUUCUACGCCUUCAUCAAAAGCACGGCCCGGUCAUUCAACUAGGGCCUAAUGAGAUUAGCGUGGCGUCCAGAGAGACAGUCAAACAAAUCUAUACCGAUAGACUCCCUAUCGCCAGCCUAUUUGUGCGACAAUUCACUUCUCACGAGACUCCGAACAUGUUUACGACGACAGAUAGGAGACAACAUGCCGACCGAAAACGAAUGAUUCAAAAUGUCUACAAUAAGUCGCAAAUCCACACCUCCAGCCACCUACGAGAUUUAAUUAGAGAACUUAUUUACGGUCACCUACUCCCUUGCAUAGAAGAGAGCUCGCUAAGAAAUGUAUCCAUUGAGCUUUGUGAACUCGAUCGCGCGUACGCCAUGGACGCCUUUACAAGGUACCAAUUUGGCGGCUCGCUAGGAACGACCUUCAUUCAACAGGUCCCCCAGAGAAGGUGGUACUUCGAUCGAUAUUUUAGGGGCCGGCGGUAUUUCUCCAUAUUUACCGAGUUCCCUGGCUUAUUUCCCUUCUUCGCCCGCCUCGGUAUCACCUUGCUGCCGAAGUCAGUAAACGAAGCGCUCGUGGACCUCGAAGAAUGGAACCUAGACCUCUGCGACAAAGCAGAGAGGUUGCUGGCCGACUGGGAAUCCAACGGCGGCAAUAGUGUUGAUACGGAUUACCCGGUUAUUGUCGCGGCGCUCCGUACCGCGUUACGACGAAAAUAUCCGGGAAACACGAAUCUUCGCGCGCCGGGGCAACGACAACCACAAGAUUAUCCCUUUCGGUUCGAUAUCGCCAGCGAGAUGUAUAACCAUAACUUAGGUGCUCACGAGACAACCGGGAAUACUCUUACGUACGCUCUAUUCGAGCUAUCCCGCAACCCGAAGGUACAAGAUAAGUUACGUCAAGAAUUGAAGAGUCUCCCUCCGUCCUUCCAAUACGCUCCUGGAGGCGAGGUCCAUUCCAGACAGCCAGAGCCUACCGAAGUCGAGACUUGUCGAUAUCUUGACGCAAUCGUGCUGGAGACCCUCAGGGUCUGGACGGUCGUGCCACGUGCUCGGCCCCGUGUGACGACGUCGACCUGUUCCUUCUCGGGCUUCGACAACAUUCCCCCGGGGUCGCAUAUUCAAUUCUAUCCAUAUGCACUACAACGUAACGGACGUAUCUUUUCUCAACCCGAGAACUGGAGCCCCGAACGGUGGCUCGAAUCUAGUCCAGAUCACCUCGCGGAGAUGAAACGCUGGAUGUGGUCGUUCGGCGAUGGUGAGAGGAUGUGUGUCGGCAUGCAUUUUGCUGUUUACUGCAUCAAGCACGCCAUCGCAGCAAUCUAUACAAAUUUCUCGAGCACGCUUUACGAGCAUGGAGAUAUGAGGCUUGAUGACGGAUUUGUCGUCGGACCGAAGGGAGAUAGGCUCCAUCUCAAAUUCCACCGUAUCUAG
Cladophialophora bantiana CBS 173.52 is the source of this 1617-nucleotide messenger RNA. RefSeq lists its product as uncharacterized. The record is from RefSeq and is a predicted model, not a curated record. Gene Ontology annotation, molecular function: iron ion binding; oxidoreductase activity, acting on paired donors, with incorporation or reduction of molecular oxygen; heme binding. The transcript has 3 exons. Lineage: Eukaryota; Fungi; Ascomycota; Eurotiomycetes; Chaetothyriales; Herpotrichiellaceae. The coding region runs from base 1 to 1617 and encodes 538 amino acids.